Molecule: messenger RNA, 1383 nt
Organism: Caenorhabditis briggsae
Lineage: Eukaryota; Metazoa; Nematoda; Chromadorea; Rhabditida; Rhabditidae
Exons: 13
Coding region: 1-1383 (460 amino acids)
Biological process (GO): amino acid transmembrane transport
Cellular component (GO): vacuolar membrane
Molecular function (GO): amino acid transmembrane transporter activity
Source: RefSeq, a predicted model, not a curated record
AUGGCGAAUCCUGCGACACGAGAUGGCUAUCAGGAAUUUGACAACGAGCCCGAGCUUCCCGGAGAAGUGCAGGUUGAAAAUCAGCCGAUUCCACGGAGAAACACUGUUUCAGAAGACACAUCGCUGUUCCAGGAUCGGCAGCCGACCGAAAAUUCGUUGUCGCCAGAACAGGCAUUCAUCCAUAUGGUCAAAGCGAUGCUCGGAACUGGUCUGCUAUCGCUUCCACUGGCUUUUAAGCACUCUGGACUCUUUCUCGGAUUGAUUCUGACGGUCUUAAUCUGCCUAAUUUGCCUCUAUUGCAUGCGACAAGUCGUUUUUGCCGCUCAUUUCGUGUGUAAUCGAAACGGUCGCGACCUCAUCGAUUAUGCCAACAUUAUGCGUGGAGCCGUGGAGAUGGGACCGCCAUGGAUCAUGCGAAAAGGAUACUUUUUCAAACAACUCGUCAAUGUGAACAUGUUCAUCUCGCAAUUGGGCUUUUGCUGUGUCUAUUUUGUGUUCAUGGCUGAUAAUUUGGAGGAUUUCUUCAACAACAACACCUCGAUCCACCUCUCCAAGGCCGUCUGGAUGCUCCUAUUGCUCAUUCCGAUGCUCUCGAUUUGUUCGAUUCGUCGAUUAUCGAUUCUCGCUCCGUUUGCAAUGGCCGCCAACGUGGUUUAUGUGGUUGCAGUCGCCGUUGUGCUCUUUUUCUUCCUUUCAGAUCUCCGCCCAAUCGAUUCACUUCCAUGGUUCGGAAAAGCCACGGAUCUCCCGCUAUUCUUCGGUACCGUAAUGUUCGCGUUUGAAGGUGUUGCUGUGAUCAUGCCAAUCGAGAAUCGAAUGCAGUCGCCGCAUAGUUUCAUCGCCUGGAAUGGUGUGCUCAAUUCGUCGUGCCUCGUUGUUCUGGCCAUUUUCAGUGUCACCGGAUUCUAUGGAUACCUAUCACUUGGAAAUGAUGUCAAAGACACUGCGACACUCAAUUUGCCAAUGACACCAUUCUACCAAACGAUAAAAUUGAUGUUCGUGGCGUGCAUUAUGAUCUCCUACCCUCUGCAAUUCUACGUUCCAAUGGAGCGCAUCGAAAAAUGGAUUACCCGGAAAAUUUCAGCUGAUAAGCAGACGUUUUACAUCUACUUCGCGCGGUAUACCGGCGUUUUGUUGACCUGUGCAAUCGCCGAAUUGAUUCCCCACUUGGCCCUGUUCAUCUCGCUGAUUGGUGCAUUCUCCGGAGCAUCCAUGGCUCUUUUAUUCCCACCGAUUAUUGAGCUACUGACAUCCUAUGCAAAAAACGAGCUGACAAGUGGUUUGUGGGCCAAGAAUAUCCUACUUUUAGGCUUUGCGAUCGUCGGGUUCACCACCGGAACCUAUAGUGCACUGGUGGAAAUCGCCAAAACGUUUUCCGGAUAA